Molecule: messenger RNA, 5147 nt
Organism: Wyeomyia smithii (pitcher-plant mosquito)
Lineage: Eukaryota; Metazoa; Arthropoda; Insecta; Diptera; Culicidae
Product: clavesin-2-like
Exons: 2
Coding region: 3689-4666 (325 amino acids)
Cellular component (GO): membrane
Molecular function (GO): phosphatidylinositol bisphosphate binding
Source: RefSeq, a predicted model, not a curated record
AUAUAAGAAUACGGUAGUCAACGUCAUGCGGUCGCGUCUUGAAUACCACCCUCCUACUAUUUUCUAGUACCAAUUAUGGUACAGUCGAAUUUCGCUCGUUGCACUAAAUCCGUAGCCCAUCUAGUGAAAGACUUUCAGUCAUUGGGCUGAGCUGUCAAAGUUGCAAAUCGAUCAAGGAGCACACCGAUUGUUUCUUGUUGUUGGAGUUGUUACUGGAAACGCAGCAAAGUUUUGCAAUAUCGCUAUAGUUGGUUGACAAACUGCAAAACCAUUCUUUAAGAAUGAUACUGCUUAUACUAAUUUAUCUCCUACGUUUUCUGGGUUUUGUUCAUAAAUGAUUGUUUUCCAUAUUAAUAUAGAUUCGUUUAAAAGGUUCAAGAGGUCAAAAUCUACAAAGGAAUACGGAAAGUUCAGCAUAAGGCCAAAUUCAAAAUUUGUUUGGCUUAAGCCUGUGUGAUCAUUUCAAGCCAGAGAAGUGCUCAACAAUAACGUGUUCUCAAAUACUCUCAAAAACAGGCAAAGCUCUACGUUGCAUUUUUACGCCUGAUAAACUUAUACUGUUUCUCAAACAAUUUAUUCAAAUAUUGUUUUCAUAAAUGGACUAGAGAGUUUGAACAGUAUUACAGUAUUAGUAUUACCAAACUGCUAUCAUUGUGUUGAUUCGAUCGAUUUUUUUCUGUAUGGACUUCCUCACUGCGACCAGAAUCGUUGAUCUUUUGUAAGAUAUGCCCGGGUGUCUGCUGUAUCCCGCACUUCUAUUUUCAGCAAUACCGCUAUUGAGAAGUGGCAUGCUUAUUAUUAUUUUUUAUCAGUGCUUGUGUGUAAUGUGAUACUCUUUCUUCUACACGCAUACUGUUUCUGCUAUACCGAGCCUCGUUCCUCUUGCCAAAUAUCACCAAUGAUAAUUCCCUGGAGAAGUUUCGUCGUGCGUCCUUCUGGCCAGUUUUAUCGAUAAAAGGCACCAAUUUUUUUUAAGAGGAAGUCACGCAAAGGUUUUGUAGAUUUCAGCGUAAAGGAAGGGUAACUAUUGGGGAGCCUGAGAAUAAACCCAUGCUUAAAGCCCUUUUUGACAUCGAAUGGCCUGGUUCUACUAAGAUUCGGACCCACGACCAUCCGCUUGACAAAGCGGGCUCUGUAACCUUGCGGCUACCCAGCACCCUGUAGAUUCACAACUGGCUCACUGGCUUUAGAAGCAUCCUCCAAUUCAAAUACCAUCGUUGUCGUGAAAACUGCAUCAUUUUUACUGCCAAUUGAUUGCUGAUGCCACUUCUCAUAUAAGGUUUUGUAUGUCUGGCGCGCAAGUUGACCUACAAAAAUGCAAAAAAGUCUAAAAUUCGCACAAAUUAGCAGUUGAAGUUAAUGUCUAUUGUUUCUUUGCCUUUCAUAGUAACUUUCAACGCGCUGUUUACGAUUGGUUUGGGGAAUUCGAGGCACUUCGCAAUUGUUGCACCUGACCACGUUGCAUUGUCAAUGUAAGUGUGCAAAAUUUUCUCUCGUCUUACGCGUUCCAUUGUCGAAACCUUUUGAUCCACUGACUCGAAUUUGAUGAGUUUUCUCCACUAUGUAAACAAACCUUCUUCAUAACUGCGCUGUCAUUAGUUUCUCGUAAUCGCCAUUAGAGGCGCCACAGUAAAUAGAAAACUGCGAUCAAAUAAUAAGUGGAUCUAACUAAAUAUAUCACAAUGGAUCAACAGUUCUGGUCGCAGCGAAAAGGCCAUAAAGAAAAAAAAGUGAAAACUUCAACUUAAGCUAACAGCGUAGAUAUUUGAAAUCAGAUUGAAAUAGUAAAAAUAGUUCUUUCAACACACUGUUUGAAAGCUCUCUUUCUCAGAUUAUGAUCCACGAUGCAAGUGCUCCAUAGUGUUUUGGCAUAGAACUACCUCUCUCAGGAAGUUCGGUUACGGGUGUAAAAUGAAUGGUCCCUUUUUGUUCAAUAUUCAUAAGUCGGUUAGUUUUCAACGGAUUUCCUUCGUUCCUGCAGUGCAGAAAUCGAUCAGAAAAUUACACUGAUUUACAAAAGCGAAAAAAGCUGCAAAAAAGCUCAAACUAGUUGUCCUGAAAAGAUUAUAGCUUUUUAACCAUUCCUGGGAACUCUAGAGCCUCAACCUUUUUUUAUCAUUGCUGUGAAAUGUAGAGCAGAAGUGCGUCAAAAUGCCGCACGGUAAGUGUUCGCUGGGUUCGUCACUUCUACGUUGGGUUACCGGAAAACUCACUUAAGUCUUUAAAAAGGUUAUCUUUACUAGGAGCACCAAAGUUCACAGGAAUGUUUGAAAAGCUAUAAUCUUUUAUGUUUUUUCAGUUUGAGCUCUAGGGAAAAACCUGUGUUAUCCAGUGUUAUCCACGCAUCCGCCCAAAUACAGAUAACUGUAAUUUGAUUUUUCCAAAUAUUGUAAUAUUGGAAAUUGUCAAACCUUGUUGAAAUGUAGGCUUCGACCCCUGAUUGAUCACUUAAUGUUUACUUCUCCUAGCAACAUCUAGUCGACAGAAUUAUAUACCUAGUUAACCGGGAAUGCACUUUUUGGCUAUAUAAGGGCCUGCUUCUGCUCAAAGUAAUCAGUUUACUAGUGGAUGGCCACUAAAAGGAUCCUAAUUAAGAAGCAGUGCAUAGCAGAAACGGCAAUGGAGGUGUCUCAUUUCACUAUUGAAUGAUAAGAUGGACGGUCACUCCGGUAAAACUCUACCUGCCGUCUAGUUUUUAGUUUGAAAACAUUUUUUUAUUGUGUUGUCAGAAUACUUCAUUCCUUAAAUAGUUAAGCUGAUAUAAAUAAAAUGCUUUAAUAUAACAAUUAUUAUUAUUCUUAGCCUACCUGCCCCCUUUAACCUUUCUCACAUUGAAUGCUACAUGACACGAUGACUUCCUCUUGACGAGAAAAAGCUCAUCAUGUAACGUAUCAUGUAACGCGCUAUCAAAUAUGUAAAAAUAAUAUAUAAUAAAUCACAUAAAAACAAGGGGCAAAAAAAAAGUUGCACUGUGCAAUCAAGUUGUUAACUUCAUUAGGUUUUUUCACACAGUAGAAAAUUGUGUAUUCUCUGUUGUGUUAUUCAAUCAUAAUAGGAUAAAAUAAACUCUUUAAUAGCUACAACUAUUAAAAAAUUAACAUACAAUUGACUUUACUUGCGUUGGGAUCUGCGAUCUGCUAUGUUUAUAUUUUUAUAUCUGUGAAGAAGUGCUUAAAAUUAUUAAAGCCACUAAGGUACAUGACAACUCUAGGUCAUAUUUCAUAAACUGUAACUAUUCUUGACAUUACGGCAAAUGAGGAAGAAUAGUUCAUCAUUAUAUCUCAGUGUAAAAGUGGUAUUUCGAAAUCUAGAAUAUUAUCAUAUUAAUUUUCAUAGGACCCAAACAUACAGACAUAUCAUAGAACCCAAACAUAGAAAAAAUAGAUAAACUAGUUUAAAGUUUUCCAUUUUAAAAAUAAUAAUUAGUCUAACCACAUUAUUACUAGUGGACAAAACAUUUGUACUUACUAAUAAUUGAAAAAUUAUUAUCUCCUUAGUGUCAAGACCCGUCAAAUUUCAAUAACAACUAAUUAAUGUUUCUCUGUACCAGUCGUGAGUAUCCAACUGACCUAGGACUUGCCACUGCUUAUUGUAAUACAAUUAAAAACCAAACAAAUUACCCACGGGCUGGGAAGCUACCGUUCAGUUCUCGUCAGCACGCGAACAGAAUCGUGUCGUUCAAUGCGCAAUGGCUAGCUAUUGCGUGGACAAAACUCCAGCCAGUUAUGAACCGUAUAUAUUUUCGCUUUCGGACAAGUAUCGUGAACUAGCGCGAAAGGAGCUUGGUGAAGAUGACGACAUUCGACAGCAAUCGUUGACACACCUCCGAGAAUGGAUUUCUAAACAUCCUUACAUUCGGAAGUGCCGAACGGAUUCCGUGUUUUUAUUGCGAUUCUUGAGGUUCCGGAAGUUUUCUGUCCCGCAGGCUCAAGCUGCGAUCGAACGGUACCUGGCCAUGCGACAGACCUUCCCGGAGUGGUUUCAAAAGAUGGAUUCAAAUGACCGAUUGAUGCAGGAAACCAUAGACGAUGAGGUUUUUAGCAUUAUGGGUCGUGAUGAGGCAGGUCGAACUGUCGUUUGGAUACGAUUUGGACGGUUUAAUGUGGAGAAGCUAAGUCAGGUAGCUAUGUUUCGUUUUACGAUGCUAUUUCUGGAAGCGUUGAUGGACGACGAAGAGGUACAGAUCGGGGGUUACAGGGUUUGGGUCGAUUACACCGAGAGUACGAUGAAGCACUACGGUAUAUGGGGAAUAUCGGAUUUAAAACUACUGAUGGAUGCAGUCAACCGGUCAAUGCCGAUUAGAAUUCGAGAGAUUCAAGGAGCGAAGCUUCCAAAAUUUGCCAUAGCGAUCGCAAAUUUGUUGUUGAGUUUCGCCUCUUCGAAAUUGAAGAACAGAGUAACGUGCAAUCCGACAGUGCUAGAGUCGAAACAAUUCUUCGAUAAAUCAUUAUGGCCUCAGCAAUACGAUGGAGUGCUUGACUCAACCGGAAUAGCAGGUAAUUUGCGCAAACUUUUAGCAGAGAAACGUGCUGCAAUUUUAGCUUUGGAUGAUAUGGACAUUGAUAUUGAACACUAUUCGUCACUGUGGAAUCAGCCCACCACUCCUACAGGUAGUGAUAUCGAUGGAGGAAUUGCCGGUUGUUUCCGGAAACUCAAUGUGGAUUAAACUUUGGUAAUAAAAUGAUUAUUACUAUUUGCAGAUGAGUGUAUACAUUAUAUAUAUGAAAAAAAAACAAGGUACAUUUACAGUGAAUCAGUCAAUUUCCAUUCCAAAUUCCACAUCUUCAUCCCGACCUUGAUGCCAAAAGCUAGCGUACGGUGUGACAUCGAUCAUCAUCUCAUCGAGUUGAACCAAGGCAUUCCGGUUUGUCUGCAAGCGUUUCCGCAAACGCUCUGUGAUAUCUCUCGCAUCUUGAGUUCCUCCGUAUUCCAUCGGCAGCAUUGACUGGUCCAACAGUUUUAUCGCAUCCUCCAGUGUUGCGUGAAACUAUUGAAUGUUAAUCGAAUAUGAAUUAUAAGGGUCAUUUCUUUUACCUCUCUAACUCACAUGAAUCCUUCGUUUCAUCUCGGUGCUAGCAAGACUAACGAUGAGAUCACCAAUCGCGGCUCCAAUACGAGGCAGUCCGAUAAUGUGCACUUCUUGAACA